Messenger RNA from Dovyalis caffra, 615 nucleotides. NCBI's taxonomy places the organism in Eukaryota, Viridiplantae, Streptophyta, Magnoliopsida, Malpighiales, Salicaceae. The record is from the annotation of a GenBank genome assembly.
AUGGCCACCAACGGUAACGAUAUCAUAAACGACACAGCUUCUCCAUCUCCUUCUCCUUCUCCUUCCUCCGCGAUUGAUUUUCUCUCUCUUUGUCACAGCCUCAAGACGACGAAGAGAGCAGGAUGGGUAAAGAGGGAUAUAAGAGGACCGGAAUCAAUAUCAGAUCAUAUGUAUAGGAUGGGAUUAAUGGCUCUGAUCGCUCCUGAUAUUCCCGGCAUUGAUCGUGACAAGUGUAUAAAAAUGGCGAUUGUUCAUGAUAUUGCGGAAGCAAUUGUCGGAGACAUAACCCCUUCGGAUGGGGUUCCGAAGGCGGAGAAAAGCAGAAAAGAGAGGGAAGCAUUAGAGCAUAUGUGCAAAUUGCUUGGUGGAGAGUCAAGAGCGAAGGAAAUGAGUGAGUUGUGGAAUGAGUACGAGGACAAUUCAACAUUGGAAGCUAAAAUUGUUAAGGAUUUUGAUAAGAAGAAACAAGUAACCAUGGAGGUUGAGAUGAUACUUCAAGCUUUAGAAUAUGAAAACGAGCAAGGGAAAGACUUGGAAGAAUUUUUCCAGUCAACUGCUGUUCAUUUAUCUUUAGGAUGCACUAUUUUUGUAGUAUGCAUUGUAGACUUGCACUAA